This is a messenger RNA of Brassicogethes aeneus, 967 nucleotides long. NCBI's taxonomy places the organism in Eukaryota, Metazoa, Arthropoda, Insecta, Coleoptera, Nitidulidae. The record is from the annotation of a GenBank genome assembly.
AAAAAUGUCCAUAAAAGACCAGGAAGUAAAAAUUAAAGACUCGCUUUUUGAAUUUGUUAAAACGCAUAUUCCCGACGGAGAUCUCACCCUUAUAGACGAGAUUGUUUUAUCCUAUGUAGUGGCAGUACUGGAAGAUAUCAGUGAUGAUCCAGGAUUUGAUGUUGAAGGUUUUUGCGAAAUGAUGUCAGCCUAUUUUCCCGAAUUUGAAUCUAUAAAUCACUCCACCAUCUGUCAAUGGAUGUUUGAUUUGGAGGCAAAGUUGAGGUUGUCACAACCAGAAGAAAAAAAUAUUCUUGACUUAAACAUCUCAUUGCCUGAGGUUGCUCCAAAACCUAAACCAAGGUCCCGUGAAAAUUCCGAAAAUGUUGAUCAACCGAAACGUAUCCACAAGCUCUCCGAAAUGAGCGACGGGGGAUCCACCGACAGUUCUUGUUGUGAAUUUAACGACGAAAUCGAAAUACUGCAGGAAAUGUUUCCCAGCGUUUGUGCUAUUGAGGUAAAACACUGCCUGGCCAUCGCCAACGGCAAGCUGGACUACGCAACGCAGCUACUAAUCGACCGGCAGGAAUCUGGCCAGUGUCUCAUACCCAACAACACGCUGACGAUACACGUAAACAAAGCGACGAUCGACGAUACCGAACUAAAGAACCGCAUCAUCGAACGAUACUCGUACAUCGACAAAGAUGCCUUUAGCAAGGAGCAUCGCCCGGUAGCUCCCAAAGUCGAGCCGAAAAAACUGGUGCGCUACAGGGACAACAAGAUCGUCAGCCUGAAAGGCGAGAGGUACACCGAAGUCAAAAAGGGAGACGACGUCGAGGAUAUUUCUCUGAAGAAGAACAAGAAGGGGCACACCCCGUAACCAAAAGUUGUUGGUCUCCUCAUCUCAGCACUACUUAACCUCAUCGACAUGGUUGUGUUGGGCAACGCCGCCCGUCUGCGGCGUUUCCUGGUGUACGUUGUUGUUCUU